GGACAGAGCAUUUAUUACUUCGUCCAGCAUUAGUAGUUUUACCUCUUUUGCCCAUAGCAUUGCCAUUUUGCUGGAUUUUGUUGAAUGCAUUUGGAAAUUCUUAUCUUCUUGAGUUUGUUCAUUCUACUAAACAAAGCAUGAAAUCAGUUGACCCAUUUGAAGAAAUUGAAGAAAUAUCUCCUCCAUCAUUUGAACAAACAGUCAAAUGGAAAGAGUUAAAGAGUGUUUUCUGUUCUUUGCUUUUGGGCAAAGCUGGUCAUCUUUGGCGUUCUGCAAACCUCCUUCAGGUUUUGGGAAAAGCAUAACAGCUUUAUGUUGUGUUGAUAAGAAAGGUAUUCUUUCUUGGCCCAAUCCUACUGCAGAAAAAGUAUUUUUUUUAAAGUCUCCUAAAAGCAAAUCUAAUUCUGAAAACAGUACUCAAAUGUGUGAAGAUCCUGAUGUCAGCCAAGAGAGGAAUGAAAGUCAUUGCUCUAGUGAAGACAUUUUAGAAGCAAACAAAUUUGCAAAGUUAACUAAAAGAUUAGAUGUUAAAGAUCAUAUAUAUCACCCUGGCAGCCAAGUUGAAGUGCUGGAUCUUACUCACAAUCUUCACAGUCCAUUUGGCAUCCAGUUUGAUGAUCCCAACUGGAAAUUUUAUAUUGGAAAUUUAAAGCCUCUUGGACUGGGAAUUUUGCUGAACACUUGUAAUCCAAAAGCCCAAGAGCAUUAUACAAAGUUUUCUGAUCACAUUGCUUGUGAAUCUUUAUAUAAUGAUGCUGCUGUACCAGUUGUUAACAAAAGGUGCCUUUGUGAAUUAGCCAAACAGAUUGGCUUCUCUGAUUCCGUUGUUGAUUUCUACAAUCUUGAGCAACAACUAGGCAUUUUUCGGCAUGUGCAUCCAGAAGUUGUGCAGAAAGGAAAACUUGCAAGGUCUUUGAACUUUCCACGCCUUAAAAUGCCUUUUCCAAAUAUGUCUUGUGCAAUUGUGAAGGAUCUCCAUCGAGGUAGUUACCAGUUGUUUUCUCAAGGUACAGCUGAUUUAGUUUUGGAUGCUUGCAAUGAAUACUGGGAUGGAGAUGACAUUCGUAUUCUUACUGAUUCUGACAGGAAAAGAAUAUUAGACUUUUAUCAUCGUUCUAGCCUGACUGCACAUUGUAUGGGAUAUGCUUAUAGCCCAUUGAAUAAUGCUUUAAAUAAAAAUUAUUCUGAUGUAUACAUUGAGCUGCCUGCAGAGGGCUACCACUUAUUUUCUGCUCUAAAAGCUGCAACAUCUUCACCACGAUCCUGGGAUCCUCCUUGCAAUGAUGGUUGUGGUCGGCAUCAUUCACUGAAUCGUUACCUUAGUAGUGACUCUUUGAUAUUUCCUGAUCAAGAAGAGAAAUUUGAAGAAUUGUAUUCAGGAACAAAUAGCUGUCUUCAGCAAAUGGGCAAUGAAAUCUUUAUUGGAAUGGUGACAAUGCAGUAUCAAGCUUGUCCUGACUUUGUACAGUUGAUAGAACAAUUAGAUAAGGCAUGCAUACGUUUUGUGCAUUUUUCUAAGGAAAAUGAACUUCGAAGUAGGGUUUUUUCAGAAAAAAUGGGUUUGGAAUCCGGAUGGAACUGUCACAUAUCGCUCCUUAGUGAUGAGACAUCCUCCAAGAAUCAAAAGGAUGAUCAUGCAGUUUCUCCAUUAACAUUCACGCGUAAUUAUGUUUUCCCAGGAACUUUAGAAGAUUCAAGCACUAUUGAAACUCGAAGUGAAGUUCCAACUCGUCAUGCUAGUGCUCCAAGUGUUUUAAAUUUGGAGUCAAAUACUGUGAAACAUGAGGAACUCAGUCUGCAUUCCAAAAGUGAAGAUUCUGCAUCAGUUUACAUAUCUAAUAGAAUACAUUUAGGAACCGAUUAUCUAUUCCACAGUGGUGAUCAAGAAUUUUCAAAUAAAAAGUCUGUGUCAUCUGUUCAAGAUAUAUUUGUUAUUGAUGAAGGCAACCUAUCCCAUUCUCCAAGCCAUGUGACAGAAAGCACAGAUCAAAGCGCACCUGUUACUUUUGAUAUGUCCAACAGGGCAAAAUUACCUAAAGGAACAGAAAAUAUUAGACCUCAUAUAGAAAAUGUUGAUAAUGUACCUCUCCAAGUAUCAUUAUUUACUGAUUGUACUGCAGAUGCAACUAGGGAAAUGAUAUGUAUAAUGCAAGAAUAUGGAGAAGUUGUUUGCUGUUUAGGCAGCUCAGCUAAUACAGAAAAUAUGUCCAUAUUUUUACAGGCAGAUGCAAGCAUUGCCAUUGAACCCCUCUAUCCUCAUUUAUGCAUUCAACAGUCAGUUUUUGAUACUGCACCUAAUCCGAGAUUUCUUAGUUUCGAUAACUUAAGCUCUAUUCUAAACACAUUACCUUGUGGGCUGUGUUUUCACCGAGAAGAUCCAAUCAGUUUGUAUCAUCUCAUUAUGGAGGCAAGGCAUUUCAUGUGUAGUGUUCGAAAUGGUCUGCAGUUUAUGUUGUGUUGUUGCCUGAGUAUUGCAUUACUUCAAAUCAUUGCUGACAUGUUUUUCCUGCCUUUGGCUUUGCCUCUUGCUCAUAUGCUUUGGAUGAUUUGCCUUGAAAUUCCUUUGCUUAGUUUAUCUCUACUGGGGAAUCCUCUGGAUCCUCAUGUAAUGACACUAGCUACUGGAAAGAAUAUUAAAGUUGCAAAUAAACAAACAAUUCUGUUUUUUAUUGCAUGCUAUUGUGCCAAAUUUUGCCCAUCUGUGAUGAUUGCUGUUUUUUGUUUUGCCUGCAUCAUGUCCAGUUUUUGCAAUAUUUAUCUAGACAGUGGCACACAUAUUUGCUGGGUGUUUCUUGGGUUCAGCAGCUCCACUGAAAAGAAGCUUGAUACUUCCAUUUCAUGGUUUGCUGCUUUAACUGUUGGCCAGAAUGUUUUAUCAUUUUUUCUAAUCAUAUGUUUUGUUUUAAUAUCGAUGAGUUUCAUUCAUCGUUCACAUCUGCUGUGGAAGAGCAAUCCAUUUGCUAAUAAAUAUUGGCGUAUUACAGCUGUUUCUGUGAUUUUCCUUCAGUUAAUUUUCAGUGUGAUUGAUAUUGCUGUGCAUGUUGAUAAAAAAUUAGAACCGGUUAAAAUUCUGGAUCAUGUGCCAUAUUAUGUAUGGUUAGUUUGUGGUUUAUGGCCAUUUGUAGUUGUGCCCUUAAAUGAACUUGUUAAGAGGCAUGAAAUCAAAGUUAAUGUGCGUCAACAGAAAAGAGCAAGACUUGAAUUUUGUACAAAAUUAGGAAUGAAUUCGCCAUUUUAAAUAAUUUUAUGUAAUCACUAGAAGAGUGUUUUUAAUAUUUGUUUUGAAGAGAACAUAAAGGACAGGAUUUUUAAAAAUUUUUGUAGUCCAGUUUGUAUAUUUGAUGCAUAUAUAUGAGGAUUAAUAUUAAACUGAAUUUCUAUAUAUUUAUUUUUGUUAAAAAUGUAUAAAUUUGUCUUAUGAACACAUAUGGAGAAUGAGAUUGAUGUAAUCGGAAUAUUCUUAUUUAUAUGUUUGUGUUCUAGUCUAAAUGAAAUAUUUAAUCAUGUUAGUAGAUGUAUAUAACAACAUUGGUUAGAUUAAAGUUGCUUUUAUUUUUACAUAGCUGCCAAGUCUCUCAGUUUUUUAUCCUGGUAGGUCACAGAAUAUCCUGGCUUUAAGAUUUUAAUCUUUACUAAGCAAAAUAUUUGUCAGCAAUAAACGAUUCAUUCAAUUAAUGAAAAAAAUGUGCAAAUUCCAUUCUUCCACACCCUAGUGAUUUUUAGCAUAAUUUUUCAUAUUAAAUUUUAUUUGUUCUGAGUUGUCUUAAUCUGCUGUAGACAUUUGUGUAACAUUUUAUGAAGAUUCAAUCCAUUUUUAAGCAAUUCUUUCUAUUUAAUUUUGUUUUAUAUCUACUAUAUAUAGUACUUGACUAACAGUAGUAUAUCCAUUAAUUAGUAAUAGUAAUAGUAUCAAUAUACAGUAUACAAUAUACAGUAUAGUAUCAAUAUACAGUAUCAAUAUACAUAGUAUUCAAUAUACAGCAGUAUAUACAUCAAUUAUUAUUAAUCCAUACAAUAGUAUAUGUAUUAAUUUUAUUUUCAUUUUGUUUAAAAGUGUUUUGAUAAAUGAGUACUCUCCUUCCCCACUUAGGAUUUUCUCAAUAUAAAAGUAUAAAAAAAUUACAAAAUGAAAUUAACUAUGGACAUAAUGUUCUUUGAAUAUAAUUAAAUAUUAAUAUAUUUUACAUCAAAAUCCUAUCAUAAAUAGUUCAGUAGUCGUAAUCAUAUAUUAUAAAUGUAAGUCAGUUUGGAGUUCUUUUGAAAUGCCAUCGUGCACAAUUCUUAUAUGUUCCGGAAAACUCACAGUUUUUUAUAUUUCAGUUUUGGCAGCUAUGUUUAUAGAAUAUAUUUUAAAUCAGAUUUAUUAUUAUGAAUUUUUGGUUUUGUAACUGAAUUAGGUAUUAUUUUCCACUAUCUUCUGUGAUUUAUAAUGUGUCAGUAAAAAAUAAAUAGCUUGUAUUUUGUUUGAAACCUUUGAACUGCAAGUGUAAUACCAACCUCUUUGUAUAAAUGCAGUGGAACUCCAGUAACCAAAUCUUUUCUUUUUUGGCCUAGAAAAAUUUAACUUGUUAAGUUUGUUUACACUUUUUGUUGAUUUAAAUAACAUAAAAAGGAACAUAUUUUUGGGACACUAUUAGGUAAAUUUAUAAUGCAAAUUUUUAUAUCCAGUCAUGUAAUAGCAUUAUCAGAUUGUUAGUUUCAUUAUUGUUAGUUCGUUCGUUAAGUCAAUAAAGUAUAAUAUCGUAGUUUUCAAAGCGAGUUAUACAUUUUAUUUUUUACAAAUACAAAAUAAUUUCUUCAUUUCAUUUUGUAAAAAUGAAAAUUUUAUCAAAGAAGUGUUUAAUCAAAAACUUUAUUUAAGUAGGUAUUAAUUUUAUUGUUGGUUAUAUGUUCAAGUAAACUGAAAAAUAAUUCAUUACUUAAUUUUAUUAAAAAAUUGGUUUUGCAUUUGUAAAAAUAAACAUAUUUUAUAUUGUAAGAAACAAUUAAAUCUAUGAUGGGUAUUUAUAUGCAAAUAUUUAUUCAAAUACAAUAAUAAACAAGAAUGAAGUAUGAAUUUCAAAAUAAAAUUCCCUUACUUAAAUUAUAGUAAAUAGAAUUUACUAUUUUAAAGCCUAUAAAAAAAAAAAAAAAAAAAAAAAAAAGCAACUCAGUUAUCCAGAUUUUUUUAAAUAUCUAGAUGAGCUGCAGCAAUUUGGGUAUUUAGGAUUCUACAGUAUUUUUUGAAAAUCAUUAGCAGUGCUUAAAUGUAGUUGAAUGUUUUUGUGCACUAAGUUUUAAAAUGUUAUGAGUGAAAAAAAAAAA
Molecule: messenger RNA, 5304 nt
Organism: Stegodyphus dumicola
Lineage: Eukaryota; Metazoa; Arthropoda; Arachnida; Araneae; Eresidae
Product: transmembrane protein 94-like protein l(2)k05819
Molecular function (GO): nucleotide binding
Source: RefSeq, a predicted model, not a curated record